Mugil cephalus (flathead mullet) is the source of this 4812-nucleotide messenger RNA. RefSeq names its product von Willebrand factor D and EGF domains-like (gene vwde). Gene Ontology annotation, cellular component: cell surface; extracellular region. NCBI's taxonomy places the organism in Eukaryota, Metazoa, Chordata, Actinopteri, Mugiliformes, Mugilidae. Gene Ontology annotation, biological process: anatomical structure development. Gene Ontology annotation, molecular function: calcium ion binding; signaling receptor binding. The record is from RefSeq and is a predicted model, not a curated record.
AUGGCCAAGACCAAAGAGCUGUCAAAGGACACCACAAACAAAAGUGUAGACCUGCACCAGGCUGGGAAGACUGAAUCUGCAAUAGGUAAGCAGCUUGAUGUGAAGAAAUCAACCGUGGGAGCAAUUAUCAGAAAAUGGAAGACAUACAAGACCACUGAUGAUCUCCCUCGAUCUAGGGCUCCACCCAAGAUCUCACCCCUUGGGGUCAAGAACGCACUCCCUCCAGAGUGUGCGCCGGGAGGCCACUCAGUCCUCCAGAACCCCUACCGCAGCACCACCUUCAGCUCCAGCUGGCUGCAACAGUCAGCUCUGCAGGGCCUCAUUUGUGACCACUCCCUCACUCCAGGCUGGUACCAGUUUCAGAUCUUUGACAAGCCAGCCAGUAUGCCCACCCAGUGUGUGGAGGUGAACCAUUGUGGUACUCAGGCUACGGUGUGGCUGUCUCUGGUGCCAGGGCCACUGGAGGUCAGGCAGUUGACUGCCUGUGCUGCCUGGCAGAUACUCCCAAGCAGCAGCAAAGACUGCUGCAUGUUCCGGAUCCCGGUCACUGUCAGAAACUGUGGAGACUUCUAUGUUUACCUGCUCCAACCCACGCAAGGGUAUAUGGGGUACUGUGCACAGGCCAAUCAGCCUCCCACUCCAUCUAUGCCAGUGAUCAGCUCAGAGGUGACAAGUAACACCAUCUACCCGAAAUGCAGCUUUGGGAGCAGCUCCAACAGCUCCCUGGGUUAUGUGGUGGCCUGGUCUCGGCUUUCACCUGAAAGCAAGAAGGAGGAGUCCAAACAGGAGACCACUAUCCAGACUUCUGCCUUUAUUGAGCUGGACGGCUUCAACCUCCGUCUGGAUGAUAAGGUGCACUGCAGCUGCUACAGUUUCUUCUUGGACUCCCCUGACAAAUGGAGUACCUCAGUGGAAAGUCAGGAGUUCUUUGCUGGGAUUAGGUUAAGACCAGAGGUGAACAUUGUGUCUGAGGAUGGGAGGCUGUAUGAGUUAAUGGUUGAGAGCACAGUUCCUGUUCCAUGCUCUGGACGGGUUUCAUCCUCAACAGAAUAGUGCACUCUGUCCCUGGACCUCAUCACAAGCAGUCAAGAUGAGGGUUUGUUGGGUGCCGAUCUAUCUCUGUCCUCUUGUGCAGUGGAUCUGUCCCAUGGUCCCUGUAGGAACGGUGUUUGUAGCUCGACGCAGAUCCACUUCAGUCCCAUCAAUGACUUUGUUAGAGAUCCUCAGAGGACAACUCAGAUCUCUGUUAAACCCAUCCUCUCACAGAACUUUCUCUGGAAUGGAUACUCCCCAGAAUCUGUACAGAUAAUAGUAAAUGAUAUUCCCUUGGCCAACUGCUACUCCUUUACUGAUCCUCACAUUAUCACAUUUGAUGGCAGGUACUAUGAGAACUCCCAAAUAGGCACCUUUGUUCUCUAUAAGAGCAGUUUCUGGGCGUUUGAGGUUCAUGUCCAUCAGUGGGAGUGCAGCAGCUUGGUGCAUGCUGCUUCAUGGUGUGGCUUUGUAGCGAGGGAUGGCGGCGACAUAAUUUCUUUUGACAUGUGCAACAGGGAAAUGGGUAAAACCAAGCCUCACCUAUCUGUAAAGAACAGAGACUUGAACAAGAGCAGCAUUCAGAUCACUGAGUCCUACCAAGGACGUAAAAUGACCUUAACCCUAACCUCGUAUGGAGCGCUUGUCUGUGCAGAUGUGUCUGACUGAGGAAUGAGUCUGACACUAAGGGCCCCCAGUUCGGACUGGAAUCACACUGAGGGUUUGUGUGGGACCUACGAUGGACAGCCAGACAAUGGCUUCCCCUUCCACUCUGUAGGCGGUUCCAAAGUGGAUGAUCUGCAGGCUUUUAUUGUAGAGCCCAGCACCUCAACACCUAGAGCCCGAUCUCGGACAACUACAUCCUUCGACUCCAGCUGCUCUAAUCAUGGCAACGUACGUUCGCUCAGUGUCAUCCCCACUCUGGACAUCACUACUGAGUACAUCAGCUCAGUGGAGCUACUCAAAGGAAAUGAAAGUGAGCAGCUCCCUCCAGACCAGAUCCCAGAGAUCACCGCGCUUGGGAAGGGAGGCUUGUAUGAUGUCCAUCAGGGAGACGACUGCUACAUGAUCCAGGUCUAUGGUCAAGGCUUUAGGGACUCCUUCAAUCUCAAGUGUGAAUUUGUUAAAUAAAAUUUUGUGGAUGGCGAGUGGGUUCUGGACAGACCUCAGUUCCUGGCCACCUUUCUGGAUUGGACAGCUCUAGAGUGCCAGCUCCCUCUGGAGGACAUUUGGACUCCUGCAAGUGUAGACCUGAACAAAUUAAGAAAUGUUGUGUUCCUCAAACCAUCUGUUGGGGUGCAAAAUCCUAGCAGCCGUUGCCUCACAUGCCGACCAGACACAUGGUCCACAACACAGAACAACAAACCUCCACUCCUCCAGUCACCAGCUCAUCUUCGGUCCUUCCAAGGGGAGAAUUUCAUCUACCAGCUACAACCCCGUGGUCUUAAUGGCUCGGUGGCUAUUUUCACCCUGUUGUCAGGUCCUGAAGGUGCAUCUCUGUCCCCAGCUGGCCUGUUGAUGUGGAAGGCUGUUGCUGAACCUACCACCACACACACUUUUCUGUUUAGUCUGACCAAUGACUGUAAUGCUGAGACCAGAGCUUCUGUAGAGGUGUCUGUGCGUUUCUGUGAAUGUCUGAAUGGAGCUUCGUGUGUUGCCAACAUCAACCUCCCUGCUAGCAAUGGGGAAUAUGUGUGUAUAUGUCAGGAUGGAUUUAAGGGGGAGAUGUGUGAGGUGGAUAUCGACGACUGUAAACCUAACCCUUGCAGACUGGGCCGCUGCAUUGAUGGGCCCAACUCCUUUUCCUGUAUCUGUCCACCUGGAAUGACAGGUCAUACAUGUAGAAAAGAUAUUGAUGAGUGCAUCUCUCAGCCAUGUUUUCCUCGAGUAGACUGUAACAACAUGCUGGGAUCCUUUAUUUGUGGACUGUGCCCUCAAGGAUACAGUGGUGAUGGGAAAAAAUGCAAACUCAAAGUGGUGAAGACACCAGCGGGAGUACCGCAGGCUUCGCUGAUGCCCAAACCUUCAAGCCCAUUGCUGUGCACCAGAGGGCCAUGUUUCCCAGGGGUCCAGAGUUUUGAGAGCAUUCAUGUUUCAGCAGGCUUUGUUUGUGGCCCCUGCCCUCCUGGUCUACCUGGAAAUGGGCAAACAUGCACAGCAACUGGUCAGAGGACAGUCGUCAGUGGUGGAGAUAAUGUCAACAAAGAGACGACUAUCUCUUCCUCCCCCUCAUCAUCACCCAGACGUCCACCAAACAGGAAGACGAGACCAGAUACCACCAUCUCCAGUAUUAGGAGAUUUUCUUCCUUGGACAGAAAGACCACAGCAACACCACUGAAUCAAACUGCACUCACAAUUGGGAUGAGAAGGAGCUCACCAGUUCAUCAUGGGACAUGUGGUCCGCAUGGUUACACUGGGGAUGGAGUCACAUGUAAAGCUGUGUGCAGGUAUCAGUGUGCAAGAAACAUGGAGUACACUCUGCUCAACACCUGCACCUGCAAGGAAGGUUAUACUGGAUACGACUUUCACAUAGCCAUAUGUCAACCCGACUGUAUGAAUCAGGAGAAGUGUGUAAAACCUGAUGUGUGUGAAUGUCCUGCUGGCUAUAGUGGACCUAUCUGUGAGGAAGCAAACUGUGAGCCACCCUGUCAGCAUGGAGGCACCUUUGUGGCCAGAAAUCUGUGGACCUGUCCCUACGGCUACGUGGGACCCAGAUGUGAAAUCAUGGUGUGUAACAGGCACUGUGAAAACGGAGGUGAAUGUGUUUCUCCUGAUGUCUGUAGAUGCAAACCUGGCUGGUAUGGGCCCACAUGUAACUCAGCGGUCUGUAAACAGCAGUGCCUAAACGGAGGGCGGUGUGUUCUGCCUGACUUCUGUCACUGUCGGAAAGGCCACAAGGGCUUCACCUGUGCAAUAAAGGCCUCGAGAGCUGCUUCGCCUAGAAUCACAAUCUUGGUGCCUCAGUCCAGAGACAACCUUGAUCGUGCCCCAAACAGAGUCAACUAUCAGCAAGUGUCUAUGGGAGUGGGGCAGGAAUACAAGAGUCAGAGGACAGUCGUCAGUGGUGGAGAUAAUGUCAACAAAGAGACGACUAUCUCUUCCUCCCCCUCAUCAUCACCCAGACGUCCACCAAACAGGAAGACGAGACCAGAUACCACCAUCUCCACUGUGUGCAGGUAUCAGUGUGCAAGAAACAUGGAGUACACUCUGCUCAACACCUGCACCUGCAAGGAAGGUUAUACUGGAUACGACUUUCACAUAGCCAUAUGUCAACCCGACUGUAUGAAUCAGGAGAAGUGUGUAAAACCUGAUGUGUGUGAAUGUCCUGCUGGCUAUAGUGGACCUAUCUGUGAGGAAGCAAACUGUGAGCCACCCUGUCAGCAUGGAGGCACCUUUGUGGCCAGAAAUCUGUGGACCUGUCCCUACGGCUACGUGGGACCCAGAUUGGUGUGUAACAGGCACUGUGAAAACGGAGGUGAAUGUGUUUCUCCUGAUGUCUGUAGAUGCAAACCUGGCUGGUAUGGGCCCACAUGUAACUCAGCGGUCUGUAAACAGCAGUGCCUAAACGGAGGGCGGUGUGUUCUGCCUGACUUCUGUCACUGUCGGAAAGGCCACAAGGGCUUCACCUGUGCAAUAAAGGCCUCGAGAGCUGCUUCGCCUAGAAUCACAAUCUUGGUGCCUCAGUCCAGAGACAACCUUGAUCGUGCCCCAAACAGAGUCAACUAUCAGCAAGUGUCUAUGGGAGUGGGGCAGGAAUACAAGAGUGUCUCACUGCAAUGA